UCUAGUUCUAGAAAAGUUUCAGGUGGUCAGGAACAGCGCCACUGUCCUCUGUUUGAGUUAGAAAUAAGAAGCGAGCUGUUAAAUUUCACCUUUCAAAUCUUUGCAACACACAGUUUUGUCACUGGUAAAGCAAACAGGUAGAGGGGAAAGAAAACGGCAUGAUCACGGACAUUGUGCACACUGAACAAUAAGGUUUGUUACAGAUAUGCGACAUGUCAAGAUUCUUGACAAAUGUGCUGCUCUCACAAACAAGAAAUGGUUUCAUGUUCAAUCAAGCGGAAUCCAGAAGUAGUCACACGGCCGUCAUUUAACCCCCCUCGAGAGUUCCCGUGGGCGAUGGAUCCUCUGCUUUAUAGGAGUCAUAUAUAUAGCGAUAGUUCAUUGCAGAGCUGGACAGCUCAGUAAUGCUUCCGAGGGGAUCCAUUUGGAAGCCAAACAAAGAGGCGGGGAGGGGUGUGCACGCUCCAAACGCUCGGCUCGGCGUAUCAUGAUGCAAACGGCACAGGAGAAAGAAGAAAGAGGAGGCGAGAGAAGGAGGAGCGAGGAGGCGAGCAGACCGACUGAGCCUGGUUGGCUCUCAGUCACUCUUCUGUGCGAGGCAAAGCAGCUUCUCUGUCUGUCCUCUCUCUUGCGCUCGCUCUCAUCGACGCUGAACCUCCAGUUUAUCCAGUCUGAGCUGCAAAGAGGCAACCAAGGGGCACAGGAGCGCCUCCUGCUGCCACGCCAUGCUACCCUGGAGGAGGAAUAAGUUUGUUCUGGUGGAGGAUGACAAUAAAAUGAAAGCCAAGAGUCUCGGAACAGGACUGACCUAUCACUCCAUCCUCUCAUCUCUGCUGCGCUCCUGUCCUGACCUGCUGCCCGACUGCCCCUUCGAUUGGGUGGGAAACAUCUUUCAUACCAAACGCCAGAAGGUGGAACUAAACCGAGAGGAGCCCGUGUACACUGUGCGCUAUCUGGGAAGUGUGGUCACCAUCACAGCUAAGGGGGAAGGUUGCACCCAGGAAGCGGUGGCCAAGAUCUGGGCAAAGAGCAGCUACGGGGAGCAGAGCCUGAAAAUGAGGUUGGCCGUGGGACCGCAAGGCAUCCGCAUGAGUGCUGACAAAUCGGGGAAAAAAAGUCCCAUUCAUCUUUACUCCCUGAGCCGGAUCACCUGCUGUACAGCGGACCCGUGUCGGCCCAAGAUCCUGGCCUGGAUCUACAGGCACCAGGUUAAGAACAUGGCCGUCGUCCUUCGUUGUCACGCUGUCUUGGUGAGUAAGGCGGAGAAGGCCCAAGCCAUUGCGCGAAGCCUCUAUCAGCACGCCACCUCUGCCUUCAGUGAGUUUAAGCGUCUCAAGCGCCAGAGUGACUUUCGGCACUGCCAGCAACAGCUGCUGGGGGAGGAGGCGGUGCCCUUGAUGCCCCUGAGGAGGCUGCUGAAUGGGCACUGCCACUAUAGGUCAUCCGCCGACACGCCUGGAAGUGCUACUCGUCUUUGCUCCAUCACGGAGGAGGAGGAAGAGGAGGAGGAUGACGACGACGAUGGAAGCGACAACCAGAAGGCGGGAGCCCAGCAACCCUUGGAGACGGAGCCCAAAAGGAAGCAGAAGGUUUUCACCACAAACGCAGACCCGACGCAGUUGCUCUCCCAGUUGGAUCUCAGGGAUAUUGCGAGACUGGAGCAGUGCCAAAUCAACUUUGUCAGUGAGAACAAUAACAACACAUUCACAUUUAUAACCUCGCUGGUGUGAUUGUGAACAGGGAACAAAUGGAACUCAUUCUUCUGUUCAUUGGACUCCAUCCUUUCUCCCUCUUUAAAAUGCGUUCACCGGCGUCCGUUUAGCGGGCUGGUCUUGCGCGAGGGCACUUUGCAUUCUGCCAGAGGGCUCUGACGCCGGUGCGCCAGAUUGACUGUAGCGAGUCGGGGAUGUUUACAAGAAGAGUUGCUGAUGCACAACCCUUACGAGCACAAUGACAAACGUCGCUCUUAGGCAGCAUGAGAUGACGUAUGGUCAUGUUUUGAUCUUUGCUUUGCUUUUUUUCAAAGCAUGGUGUUUGUAUGUUCGUGUCGUAUUUCUAACCUGACAAUCCUAAAUGAUGUUCCAAAGUUUGUUACUGAUUUACUGAGGAGGGAGGCGAUUGAUUAGGACGCAAGCCAUUGAUGGGACAUCGUAAUUAAUGCCCUUGUCACCGUGGUCAUCAUUUAUGCAUGACGUGUCAAUUGUAACCUUUUGCGUUGAGCUCUUGUCUUUAAUGAUGUGACACCUUCAAAGAGAACACUGUGAUAAACGUGCAAGCAGAAUACGCCGAAAAGUCUCAUUCAUGGUGCUCAGGCAAAUUUCAGUCUGUCAUGAUUGUGCUCUAGCUUGUUUCUUUCCACAUCAGCUCUUACAUAACUUCACAGUUUGGAGAAUUGUUCUGAGCCGCUUUCCUUUUAAUUCCGUUCAUAACCACUGACAUCAUUGUGUUGUAAGAAAUAAAGGUUUAAGAAGAUUUAUUUUCAAAACAUGAGAAAUAAAAAGUUCCCUAUGA
Molecule: messenger RNA, 2511 nt
Organism: Hippocampus comes (tiger tail seahorse)
Lineage: Eukaryota; Metazoa; Chordata; Actinopteri; Syngnathiformes; Syngnathidae
Gene: fam43b
Product: family with sequence similarity 43 member B
Exons: 1
Coding region: 726-1730 (334 amino acids)
Source: RefSeq, a predicted model, not a curated record